Molecule: messenger RNA, 2435 nt
Organism: Nicotiana tabacum (common tobacco)
Lineage: Eukaryota; Viridiplantae; Streptophyta; Magnoliopsida; Solanales; Solanaceae
Source: RefSeq, a predicted model, not a curated record
CCCCUUUGGACUAUUAGUAAAUCUGCAAAAGAACACGUGUGUGUGUUUGUGCGUGUGUGUAGCUUAUCUAUUUCCUCAAUAUGUUAGGUUUUGAGAGAUUGUCAGGGCUAAAUAAGCUGGAAAUCUUAGAUUUGAGCGACAACACACUGAAUGAUGAAAACGUGCUCUCUGCUCUAGAGCUAAAUAAAUCACGAACAACUUUGAAGAAGCUCGAUAUAAGGAACAACAAAUUUCGAAGCUUCAUAACAGAUGAAGGUACAUAUAAUUCAUUAAGUAGUUUUAUUUUACUUAAUUGCCUUGCUGUGUAGAUAUAACAUAUAUUGGUUAAAAUACCUUCUAUUAUAUAUCAAGUCUUGGUUAAGAAUAUUUGCCUUGUCUCCACUUUCAAGUCUCUUGUCCCUUGAAUAUCUUUUGUUAGCAAACAACAACUUUGAAAUUCCAAUUUCAUUUGAGUCAUUUGCUAACCACUCAAAACUUAAGUUUGUAAUUGCUGACUACAACUCAGUAGCUGUACAAACUUCUUCUAAAUUAAGUUGGAUCCCGAAGUUUCAAUUGGAAGCCUUUUCUAUAUCCAACUGCUCUAAAAUGCCAAGUUUCCUUCAUUAUCAAUAUGACUUGAGACUUCUUCGUCUCUCGCAAUGCAAUAUUAGUGGAAACUUUCCAAAUUGGCUGUUAGAAAACAAUUCUAGACUUGGAGAAGUUUACUUGGGUGGAAAUGCAUUCACUGGAUCUCUUCAGUUGCCAUCCCUUCCUAAUCUGGAAGCUUUUGAUAUCUCAAACAACAAGAUUCAGGGACAAGUUCCUCCUAACAUUGGGUCGAUUUUCCCUGAUCUCGUGAUAUCAACAAUGUCAAACAAUAUGCUUGAAGGAUUGUUGCCUUCAAGUUUUGCUGACAUGAAAAACCUUGAAUGCUUGGAUUUGUCGUGCAAUAAGUUAAAUGGAGAGUUGCCGAUAGGAUUGGCUCGUAGAGGAUCCAAGUUAUAUUUUCUGAGAUUGUCGAAUAACAUGUUGAAAGGGGAAAUAAUUCCAGCAUCAACUUACAUCAACAGUUUCAAAUACUUAUAUUUGAGGGGGAACAGCUUCUCGGGCUCAAUUCCAAAAGAGUUGUCCACAGCACCCUUACAUUCAUUAGAUUUAAGUUACAAUAAUUUGUUAGGAAACCUACCAUCCUGGCUUGGUCAUAUCCCCUCCUUAACCCACCUUUCGUUGUUUAGUAACGAUCUAAAAGGUCAUAUUCCACCUGAUUAUUGUAGACUUGAAGGACUUGAGGUCUUGGAUCUCUCCGAAAGUAACCUUGUUGGUUCAAUUCCAUCAUGUUUCAGUGCUUCCCUAAACCUAAAACGUGUCUAUUUGAGUCAAAACUUGCUACAAGGGGAAUUCCACAAGUUCUCAAAUAGCUCAAAUUUGAAGGUGUUAGAUCUUAGAGAUAACAACUUUACUGGUUCAAUUCCAAAAUGGUUGGGAAGUCUUGAGAUAACCACCUUACUCUUGAAAGGAAAUCAUCUUCAGGGCAUCAUUCCUACACAAUUAUGCCAUUCAAGUAAACUGAGAAUGCUAGAUCUUUCUCGUAAUAAUCUCUCAGGACCUAUACCUCAUUGCUUGGGGAACAUAAUGCAACGAGGAACGAGUUCAGAUAUAUACCCCUACACUCCAUCAUUUAGUUAUCCAGGAUUUGAGGUGGGGUAGAGAUGCCAUGGUAUUUGUAGAAGAUUCAAUGGAGAGAUCGACGAUUUCCUUUCAGAAAAACUAUGGAUGGGUUGGAGCAGAUUUUACAACCAAGUAUAAUACCUAUUCCUAUGAAGGUAGCGUUGUUGAUUAUAUGUCUGGAGUUGAUCUUUCUUGCAACCAGUUAAGUGGUGAAAUACUCUGUAAUCUUACCCAAAUUCGAGCACUAAACUUGUCACACAACCACAUCACUGGUGCAAUACCAUCAGAGUUCUCAAAACUCCAGAAUAUUGAAAGUCUGGACCUAUCAUACAACAACUUAAAUGGGACGAUUCCCACUCAACUUCUAGAGCUAAGAACUUUAACAGUUUUUAGCGUGGCACACAAUAAUCUAACAGGUUUGACUCCACAGCGUAAAGGGCAGUUUGCAACUUUUAAUGAAAGCAGUUAUGAUGCGAAUCCUUUUCUUUGUGGUCCUCCUUUACACAACAGUUGCAUGGAGACUUUACAGAUACUGAUAUCGCCUCUUGUGCCAAACUGCUAUGAAGACGAGGAUGCUUUUCUGGAUAUGGAGUCGCUCUAUAUUUCCUUUCUUGUGUCGUAUGCAAAUGUGUUGCUCCUGGUGGUUGUAGUCCUCUGCGCAAGCUCCUAUUGAAGAAAUGUUUGGUUUUCUUUCAUUGAGUCUUCUAUGUACUCUUGUUACAAUUAUUUUGCUUCCAAUAUGUAAACCUUAUUGUAAGGUCGAUCACUUUAAAUACAUAAUAUAUAAU